Messenger RNA from Ostrinia nubilalis (European corn borer), 9119 nucleotides. It is a transcript of the gene Rme-8, whose product is annotated as dnaJ homolog subfamily C member 13. Lineage: Eukaryota; Metazoa; Arthropoda; Insecta; Lepidoptera; Crambidae. The record is from RefSeq and is a predicted model, not a curated record. The transcript is spliced from 45 exons. Gene Ontology annotation, cellular component: endosome membrane. The coding region runs from base 134 to 8923 and encodes 2929 amino acids. Gene Ontology annotation, biological process: receptor-mediated endocytosis; endosome organization; regulation of early endosome to late endosome transport.
AUGAUUUGUCGGUCCCUUUCAUAAGCUCAUCGUUUCGAAUUUUGUGAUUAUUUUGUUUAUUAUGUGGCUUAUUUUUGAUACUAGAUGAGGCGACAGAAUCUGUAAUAUCUCACCAAUAAAUUGCGAUGUUAAGAUGAUUCCUUUGAAAGAUAACCAAGAUGUGGCUUCUUUCCUCGUCACGAAACACUCUUGGAAGGGCAAGUACAAGAGAGUAUUCUCGGUGGGGACUCAUGGAAUCACCACAUACAACCCGGACCGUCUGGAGGUGACCAACAAGUGGCUGUAUUCGGACGUGGUCACGGUGGCCUCGGCCAAACACUCCAAUUCAGCCUUUAACCAUGACUUCACACUGGUCAUGAAGAAAGAGAAGAAAGUGGAUACUAUGAAGUUUUCCUCUGAACACAAGUGUCUGAUUCUGACUGAAGCUUUCAAGUACAGGCACCUGUUUGCUGAGAAACCUAAAGAUGUUUUUAGAUAUCAAGCAUACAAACACCACUGGAGCGGGACUCGUCUCCCAGUUGUGUUAGAAGUGGGCCCUUGUGCCCUAGAGCAGCUGGAUCCUUCCACUCACACCUUACUGGCCAGCUAUCCAUACCAUGACAUCCAAGGCCUGUUACAAGUGAGGGAUGUCCCUGGGGGCAUAGUCCUGGCUGUGGGAGGUUAUAGUCGGCUUCAUCUCUUCUCCAAUGCGAUGGAGCAUCAAGCAAUCAUUAACAAAAUGCUGGAGAUGGCCAGCCUAACACUGAGUACAAGCAUAAAAGUUCUCUCCACUAUGAUUACGCUGAAUGACUACCAUGAUCAAAGAUUUGGGAAGUACAGUGGGGACCAGCACCAGACGUCGCUAAGCGAGUUUAUGGUGCAUAAGGUGAACCCCGCGCGUCACAUGGAGCCUAUGAGACGUACGAUGUGUCUUUCCGACACCUGCAUUCUGGAGAGGGAUCCUCAGACUUAUUCAGUGGUGUGUCUGCGCCCGUUAUGCGACGUGUUCGCUUUAGUACGAGACCCCGAACAUCCUCAGAAGUUCUCCAUCGAAUACCUCAACGGCCAGACACGCACGUACCUCGCGGGAGAAAGGGACGCGCUGCUAGCCUCUUUAUUAGACGGCGUGCGCUCAGCGGGACAACGCGACGUGCACGUUCGCUCGGUGCCUACGCCGCGCGGGUUCCGUCUAGGGCCGCUGCAUCAACCGGUGGACGAGGAAACUGAAUCUAAUCAUCUCAGGGACGCGCUGCUAGCCUGUCUGUUAGACGGCGUGCGGUCAGCGGGACAACGCGACGUGCACGUUCGCUCGGUGCCUACGCCGCGCGGGUUCCGGCUAGGGCCGCUGCAUCAACCGGUGGACGAGGAAACUGAAUCUAAUCAUCUCAGGCUGUUUCAAAACCCAGUGGGCAUGUGCCGCGCGGAAGUGAUCGAGCGUUUCAACGCAAACGUCGGCUACAGCGGCCUCAACUACUCCGUCAGCCAAGACAGGCUGUUCGCGGAGAACAAAGAGAAGCUGAUUACCGGAGCCCUAACUGCUCUGGUCAGCAGUGCCACGUCUGGUGGAAGUCUACCGCCGCGGGAGUUGGAAGCGCAGUUCCAUGCGUUGAGACGACUGUGCGCCAGCAAAGUUGGAUUUGCUGCAUUUACUGCUCUGCCGGGGUUCCGUGAAUGGAUCGGCACAGCUGUAGUCACGGCACUACGCCGCGGAUCUCCAGCUUGCUCUCACGCGGCUUUAGACGCGGUCUGCGCUCUAAUGCAGCCCAUGCACCAGGAACCCGACCUUAGACAGGAGCAGCUGAAUAAGGCCAGCAUGCUGUCUUCGGCCUCUUUCUUGGAGGGGCUGUUGACCAUGUGGGCGGAGCAUGUGACAUCGGGCAGUGGUGCGCUAGUCGUGGCGGCCAUGUUGGACUUCCUGACGUUCGCUCUGUGCGUGCCGUACAGCGAGACGACGGACGGGAAGCAGUUCGACCAGCUGCUGGAAAUGGUCGCUAAUAAGGGACGCGUUCUGUUCAAGCUGUUUGAGCACCCCUCAAUGGCAAUAGUAAAAGGCGCUGGUCUCGUAAUGCGAGCACUAAUCGAGGAGGGCGGCGGCACCGUUGGCUCCCGGAUGCAAGCCCUAGCGCUGGCCGAAGCGGCGCUGCCGAGGCAUCUGUUAGCUGCACUGUACGCACCGGCGCGGCUACACCACCGCCAUCUUGCGAGGCAUUUGGUCGCGCUGUGGUUGGUGGAUCAUGCGCCGGCGCAUAGCCUGCUGACGAGGCUUAUGCCAUCAGGUCUGCUAGCGUUCUUGGAGUCAGCGGAAGCGCCGCCCGCGGCCGCGUUAGAAGAGGAGCGCAUGCAAGAGCGAGACAACCUGCAGCUUGCGCAGGCGACGGUGAAAGCGCGUGCGCCGCACUGGGAGGCCUUGGAGCGGCAAGUCAAGUACGUCGAGAAGCAUAUCGAGCACUACGCAGCGUUAGCACUUCAGCAUUGGGCACAGCGGACUGGGCGUGGCGCCGCGGCAGCGGGGGCUCCGGGGGCGGGACGCGAGGCCCGAGAACGCCCUGUAGUGCUGCGCCGGCGCCGCGAGCGCCUCAAGAGCACGGCUAACUGGCCGCUGCUGUACUACCAGUUUCACAGAGACCAUGCGCUGCCUAAUCUCAUAUGGAACCACACGACUCGCGAAGAGCUCCGCAACGCUUUAGAGAGUGAACUUCGCGCGUUUAUGUCGGAUCGUGAGUCCGCCGGCGGCGCGCUCACCUCCUGGAACCACACGGAGAUGGAAGUCCACUACCAGUGCCUCCAGAACGAGGUCAAGAUCGGUGACUACUACCUCAGGAUACUGCUGGAACAAAGAGACAGCGACGACAGCCCGAUACGCAAGUCGUAUGAAUUCUUCAACGACUUGUACCACCGGUUUCUAUCAACGCCGAAGGUCGAAAUGAAGUGCAUGUGUCUGCAAGCUAUGAGUAUUGUCUAUGGGAGGUACUACGAAGACAUCGGCCCUUUCGCGGACACCAAAUAUAUUGUACAAAUGUUAGAUAGAACAUGCGACAGAAUGGAAAGAGAUAGACUAGUACAAUUUGUUGCAAAAUUAAUACUUCAUAGAAGAAAUGUUAGCGAGAUUUUAGAAUGGAAUGGAAUUAGGAUAUUAGUAGACCUGAUGACCUUGGCCCACCUUCACACGUCUCGUGCGACAGUACCAGCUCAGAGCAACGUGAUAGAGGGCCCUACUCAGCAACCAGGCGGCGGCGACCGCGAGUGGUACUACAACUUAGAACAGGGGGAGAAGGUGCAGAGAAUGGGCCCUGUUAGCUUCCAACAGCUCAAAGACCUGUACAAGUCCGGCGAGAUCAACAACAAGACCAAGUGCUGGGCAAACAGCAUGGAAGGCUGGCGAGCCGUGGGCGGGGUCCCGCAGCUCAAAUGGACCCUGGCAGCGCGUGGGACCCCCGUGCUGAAUGAAAGCGAGCUGGCUGCUACUAUCCUGGACCUGCUGAUCACUUGCGCGCGGUAUUACCCUAGCAGAGACGAAGAAGAUGCAGUAAUACGACCGCUGCCCAAAGUCAAGCGACUGUUAUCAGAGCCGGCAUGUCUCGCUCACGUCGUUCAGUUGCUGCUUACUUUCGACCCUAUUCUUGUUGAAAAGGUGGCAACAUUACUACACGAAGUGAUGCAGGACAACCCUGAAAUAUCGAAGUUGUACUUGACUGGAGUAUUCUACUUUAUGCUGCUGUACACUGGGUCCAAUUUACUUCCAAUCGCCAGGUUCCUGCGGCUCACGCAUAUGAAACAAGCGUUCAGGGCUGAUCAAACUACAUCAGACAUAAUGCAGCGCUCGAUACUUGGCCAGUUGUUGCCCGAAGCGAUGGUGUGCUAUCUUGAGAACCACGGCGCAGAGAAGUUCGCUCAGAUCUUCCUCGGGGAAUGGGACACCCCUGAGGCUAUCUGGAACUCUGAGAUGAGACGCAUCCUGAUAAUGAAGGUAGCUGCGCACAUCGGCGAGUUCACGCCGCGGUUGCGCGCGCACGUGGCUGCCCGCUACCCGUACCUCGCCGUGCCAGCUGUCCGCUACCCGCACCUGGAAGCAGAGUUGUUCUGCAACACCUUCUACCUGCGCCACCUGUGCGACACGCGCCGCUUCCCCAACUGGCCCAUACCCGACCCGGUGGGCUUACUGAAAGACGUGUUAGAAGCGUGGCGCCGUGAGGUGGAGAAGAAGCCUCCAUCCAUGACGGCCAGCGAGGCCUACGCUGUGUUAGGCCUGAGCGGCAGCCAGCACGACGAGGCCGCGGUCCGUAAGGCCUACUACAGGCUCGCGCAGCAGUUCCAUCCUGAUAAGAAUCCUGAGGGACGGGAUCGCUUCGAGGCGGUGAACCAAGCAUACGAGUUCCUCUGCAGCCGCAACGUGUGGACGGGAGACGGGCCCAACACAAACAACAUCGUGCUCAUCUUGCGCACCCAGACGAUACUCUUCAGGCGGUACUCGGAUGUUCUCGCGCCGUACAAAUACGCGGGCUACCCGCAGCUGUUGCGCACGGCGCGUUUAGAAGUGGAAGCGGACCAGCUGUUCGCCGAGAGUGAGGCCCCGGCCUUACUUCCAGCGGCGUGCGAGCUGGCACAUGCUACUGUGGCUUGCUCCGCGCUGAAUGCAGAGGAGCUUCGCAGGGAAGGAGGCUUGCAGGUGUUGCACGAAGCGAUGUCGCGCUGCGUGCCGGUUCUCUCCGCAAGCACGAAGCCUGGCGACGUGAGCGCGGCGGUGUGCGCUCACUGUGCGCGCUGCUUCGCGGUGGCCGCCGGCUUCGAGGCCUGCCGGGAGGUCUGCGCCGGCCUGCCGCAGCUGUGCCAGGACCUGGUGCCUUUGCUGAGGCGACCGGUGAGUGACUCUAGCACGAGGCCUGGCGACGUGAGCGCGGCGGUGUGCGCUCACUGUGCGCGCUGCUUCGCGGUGGCGGCCGGCUUCGAGGCCUGCCGGGAGGUCUGCGCCGGCCUGCCGCAGCUGUGCCAGGACCUGGUGCCUUUACUGAGGCGACCGGUGAGUGUCUCUAGCACGAGGCCUGGCGACGUGAGCGCGGCGGUGUGCGCUCACUGUGCGCGCUGCUUCGCGGUGGUCGCUGGGUUCGAGGCCUGCCGGGAGGUCUGCGCCGGCCUGCCGCAGCUGUGCCAGGACCUGGUGCCUCUACUGAGGCGACCGGUGAGUGUCUCUAGCACGAGGCCUGGCGACGUGAGCGCGGCGGUGUGCGCUCACUGUGCGCGCUGCUUCGCGGUGGCCGCCGGCUUCGAGGCCUGCCGGGAGGUCUGCGCCGGCCUGCCGCAGCUGUGCCAGGACCUGGUGCCUUUACUGAGGCGACCGGUGAGUGUCUCCUCAAGCACGAGGCCUGGCGACGUGAGCGCGGCGGUGUGCGCUCACUGUGCGCGCUGCUUCGCGGUGGCCGCCGGCUUCGAGGCCUGCCGGGAGGUCUGCGCCGGCCUGCCGCAGCUGUGCCAGGACCUGGUGCCUUUACUGAGGCGACCGCACCUUGGUGAUACGGCGUGCGCAGGCGCCGAGGCCGUAGGCGCAUUAGCGGCGGCGGCUGAAUGUCGUGCAGGACUAGCGCGCGCCGGCGCUAUACACGCGCUUUUACCGGCUGCGCUACGCUACGACUACACGCAUACUGAGUCCGGCGUGGAGGCUGAUGAAACUAACAAGCAGGUUCGUUGCUUUAGAAACAAUAACUUGGUGACAAGUCGCGUGGGGCUAGCGCGCGCCGGCGCUAUUCACGCGCUAUUGCCCGCUGCGCUACGCUACGACUACACGCAUACUGAGUCCGGCGUGGAGGCUGAUGAAACUAACAAGCAGGUUCGUUGCUUUAGAAACAAUAACUUGGUGACAAGUCGCGUGGUGCUAGCGCGCGCCGGCGCUAUACCCGCGCUACUGCCCGCUGCGCUGCGCUACGACUACACGCAUACUGAGUCCGGCGUGGAGGCCGAUGAGACCAACAAGCAGGUUCGUUGGUCUAGAUACAAUAACUGGGUGACAAGUCGCGUGGUGCUAGCGCGCGCCGGCGCUAUUCACGCGCUAUUGCCCGCUGCGCUACGCUACGACUACACGCAUACUGAGUCUGGAGUCGAGGCCGAUGAGACCAACAAGCAGGUUCGUUGCUUUAGAAACAAUAACUUGGUGACAAGUCGCGUGGUGCUAGCACGCGCCGGCGCUAUACUCGCGCUACUGCCCGCUGCGCUGCGCUACGACUACACGCAUACUGAGUCCGACGUGGAGGCCGAUGAGACCAACAAGCAGCGCGCGCCGGCGCUAUACCCGCGCUACUGCCCGCUGCGCUACGACUACACGCAUACUGAGUCCGGCGUGGAGGCCGAUGAGACCAACAAGCAGGAAAUCGCAAACAAACUAGCAAAACAGUGCAUAGUAGCGCUGGCAGCGUUGUACGGCCCGCAUGAAGAGACUACCCCGUACGACGCGCGGAUACGCGACGCGCUGCACACGUUACUAACGCCGCACCUAUGCAGACGACUGGCCGAGACUGAUCAGCACGAGCUCCUAAAGACCUUAACAUCCAACUGGCGCACGCCGUACCUAGUAUGGGACAACAGCACACGAGCCGAGUUGCAAGACGUGCUUCAAAACAGCCGUCUCUCUGAUGAGGAAGAUGGGCCUUUAUUGGAGCCAUUCGCGUACUCCGCUCAUGAAGGCCUGGUCUCCGUGGGUGGCGUUUACAUUCACAUAUACAACGAGCAGCCGGAGUUCCCUAUCGAGAAUCCUCAACAGUUCAUCCUGGAACUGCUGAAGUUCAUCCAAGAACAGAUACAACUGGAUAUGACGCCGGACCGAGUUGAACACAUCACGCUGGCGCUUAGCUCCAUCGCCAACGUCAUCAUCAAGAACCCUGGUGUUGAGAUCCAAUGCAUCGGGCAAUUCGGUCUAAUUUUCGGGCUACUCUCCGCCCGAUCGCAACCGCGCCUCCAAAACGCUGCGUUACAAGCGGUCAGAGCCACCGCGGGCAGCCGGGAGUGCGUGGAAGACGUGGCCGCUAGUGGCGUUCUGGGCCACCUGGUGGCUUUGUUACCGGUGGCUGGGCUGGCGAGAGUGGCCAUACCGGGAGCUCCCGAUGUACUAGAUGUGUUAGCGGCGUUGUCUGCGUUGCUAGCCAACACUACGCUGGUUAAAGAGGCUUUAGCUAAAGGUGCUGUGAUAUACUUAUUAGAUCUGUUCUGCAAUAGUAAGCUGCCCGAGACGCGAGAGGCGGCCGUUGAGCUGCUCGCGCGAAUGAUGGCGGAUAAACUGCACGGGCCUAAGGUCCGCCUAACGAUAUCCCGCUAUGUCCCUGGAGUGUUCGCCGAGGCGAUGCGGGAAGGCGGCGCAGCGAGUGCUGUGCACAUGUUCGAUGCUCAGCACGAGCACCCCGAGCUCGUAUGGAGCGAGGACACGAGAGCCGCGGUCGCGCGCACGCUCUCUGGACUUAGAGACAGGCACCAGUCCAGCCAAGUCCGCGACGCCAACUCAAUAUUCGAGGACCGCGAAACCCUCGAACGGACCUCCGCCGGUGACGAGGCGUGGGCGCCGGCCGGCGAGGUGGUGGUGGGCGGCGUGUACCUCAAGCUGUUCCUGCAGCACCCGCACUGGAACCUGCGCAGCCCCAAGAAGUUCCUGCAGGAGCUGCUGACUGAAACACUUAAUGCGCUGUCCAAGGACACCACCGAGAAGUUCCUGCAGGAACUGCUGACUGAAACACUCAACGCGCUGUCCAAGGACACCACCGAGGACCGCGAGACACUCGAGCGGAGCUCCGCCGGCGACGAGGCGUGGGCGCCGGCCGGCGAGGUGGUGGUGGGCGGCGUGUACCUCAAGCUGUUCCUGCAGCACCCGCACUGGAACCUGCGCAGCCCCAAGAAGUUCCUGCAGGAGCUGCUGACUGAAACACUCAAUGCGCUGUCCAAGGACACCACCGAGGACCGCGAGACACUCGAGCGGAGCUCCGCCGGCGACGAGGCGUGGGCGCCGGCCGGCGAGGUGGUGGUGGGCGGCGUGUACCUCAAGCUGUUCCUGCAGCACCCGCACUGGAACCUGCGCAGCCCCAAGAAGUUCCUGCAGGAGCUGCUGACUGAAACACUCAACGCGCUGUCCAAGGACACCACCGAGCUUCGUCAAACUGACUUCGAGGACCGCGAGACACUCGAGCGGAGCUCCGCCGGCGACGAGGCGUGGGCGCCGGCCGGCGAGGUGGUGGUGGGCGGCGUGUACCUCAAGCUGUUCCUGCAGCACCCGCACUGGAACCUGCGCAGCCCCAAGAAGUUCCUGCAGGAGCUGCUGACUGAAACACUCAACGCGCUGUCCAAGGACACCACCGAGGGAAGUCGCGGCGCGGUGUGCGCAGCGGCAUUAGCGGCGUUGGUGCGUGCCCGACCGCACCUGGGCGGCGCGUGCGCGUCGUACGGCGAGCUGCCGCGGUUAGCACGCCUGCUGCCCGCCUGCCCCGAGCACGCCGUGCCCGUGCUGCACGCGCUCGUGCAAGCGCAGGCAUGCGUGGUGGCGCUUUCGUCAACUGACGUAAUGGCAGGCCUAAAAGCGGCCAUGAAGGCGUGUCCCGAGGUGGUGGGCGUGGCGUGCGAGGCGCUCGCGACCAUCUUCAACAGCAGCUGCAACACCGACCGCCUCGUUAAUCAGGCGAUAGAAACGGACCUGAUCACCGAACUACUCUCACUCCUGGAGACGCGUCUCGACGGCCAAACAGCGGCGCAGCUAGUUAGCGCGUUAAAAGCCAUGGCGCGCUGUCCCACGCAUGCUGAGCGAGUACGAGCGCUGUUAGCUCGCAGUCGUGUGUGGGAGCAGUACUCGCAGCAGCGACACGACCUGUUUAUUGCCGCCACGCCGCAACACCACUCCAUUGCUGGCGCGCCGCACACCGCCGGCUACCUGACGGCGCCGCCCGCGUCGAUCCCGGCGCAGCCGCCGCCCAUCGACUGACGCGCCCCGCCCGAGCGGUAGAACUACAGGUGCACGCUACACUCCGGUAUUUUACACUAUCCUAUCUAUUAUACAGAAUGUCCAGUCGCCGAGCACGUAGAAUUUCGUCCAAUGACCCCGAGCUACCCAUCCUUAUCGCUCGCGCGUUAUAACUGUCGCGACUGUGCGACGGGCGGCCGCAGUGAGUGUGCGAGCG